Messenger RNA from Anopheles coustani, 1744 nucleotides. Its product is annotated as protein lifeguard 1-like. Lineage: Eukaryota; Metazoa; Arthropoda; Insecta; Diptera; Culicidae. The transcript is spliced from 5 exons. The record is from RefSeq and is a predicted model, not a curated record. Gene Ontology annotation, cellular component: membrane. The coding region runs from base 593 to 1162 and encodes 189 amino acids.
CAAGAGCAGCAGGAGAGGCAACCAACAUUUAGUUUCAACAUUAUGAUAAGAUUCAAAUCAGCCCUCUACGACUACUACAGUGUAGGAUAUGCGCUACAGUCCAACUAUCGCAAUCCGGAAACCCACAACCCGGUUUCACACCGAUUCUUCUUUCUCGGAAGGAUCCGGCAUAAUUCGGCUUCGCCCGGGUCAUAGCACUGCUCCUGUAUCACCGGCCGACCCAGCUAUGAUUUUUAAUCGUCAGAUUGCGCUUGGCGUCAUGAUUUUGAUACUGAUCUCGAUGGUUUACCGCGGCAGUGUGCGUCGGAAGGCUCCGAUGGACUUGUGUGUGAGCCAGGAUCAGCCGUGAGGAGAUGAUAAACCGCAACAACCGGAGUGCAAAGCUCCGCAACCAGCCAUCGCUGUUGGAUUUCAUCCAAAUGUGUUCGCUCAAGCGCCGAAGGCUCCUGGAUGUGCCCCUUACGAUCCAGAAUCGGCAACGGUUAAAGGCUUCGACUUCAGUGAUCAAUCCAUAAGACGAGGUUUCAUUAAAAAAGUCUACUCCAUUUUGACGGUACAACUGGCAAUAACGUUUACUUUUGUGUCUGCUGUCAUGCUCCACGAGCCAACGAAAGGUGUGGUGCAAAGAAGCGCACCUCUAUUUUGGCUUGCAUUCAUCGUCAUGUUCAUAUCGAUCAUCUGUAUCUCCUGCUGCGGGGAGAUGAGGCGUAAAGCACCUAUGAACUUUAUACUGUUGGGCCUCUUUACUUUAGCCGAAUCGUUCCUGGUUGCCGUAGUCACUGCACAAUACAAUGCUGAUGAGGUGAUGCUCGCACUUGGCAUAACCGCUGCGAUUUGUCUAGGGUUGACGCUAUUCGCUUUUCAGACAAAGUAUGACUUCACGAUGAUGGGUGGUUUUCUGUUCUGUGUCGUACUGGUGUUUUUCUUGUUUGGGUUGAUUUCUAUCUUUUUUGAAGGAAAAGUUAUUACGCUAAUUUAUUCCGCACUUGGAGCAUUGAUAUUCUCGAUGUUCUUAGUCUACGAUACGCAGAUCAUGCUUGAUGGAAAACACAAGUUUUCAAUCAGCCCAGAAGAGUACGUGUUUGCCGCGUUGAACUUGUAUCUUGAUGUUAUUAAUCUUUUUUUGCACAUUCUUCGCUUCAUUGGUGCUUCGAAACGUUAACCUGCCCAUAAAAUGUAUGUUCGUUUUAAACGACCUAAUAUUUCAUCAAAAUAUGUCUUAUGCAGGAUUGUCAUCGAUUUAAAUGUCCGAUCUAGAUCAAAAUGUCGAAUGUAGCGAAAUCCAUCAAAAUGUGUCUACUACAAAUAUUCGAUAUCAUCAGGUACGAACACAUAGGAACGCAUGUUUUUCUUUCGGUUUCAGUGAAAAACUCUGUUAAUACCUCAUUCAGCAUUUAUAACUUUUUCUAGUCAAACUUAUAAACAGAAGAUGCCUUUAAACAAUAGUCAUAACUAAAUUACCUCAACCUCAAUGCCAACGUCAAGUUGAUAUGGUAUUUGGACACUUCUGUGUGGCUUUGAAUCUGUUCUAAAAGUAUCUCUAGUAUACAGUUGAAAACAGUUCAAUUGUUGAACAACACAUUCAUAACAACGAAAAUCAUUUUUAACGAAAUUACUAACGUUUUUGUACCGUAGGUUAGGGUAUUUUUAUACGGUCGAACGAAUGAACGAAUUAUGAUCUAUAUCGUCGGUAGCGAAACUUAAUUGUUUAAUUUGGUAAUCGAAAAUAAAAAUAUGCAAAUGA